Molecule: messenger RNA, 510 nt
Organism: Ruditapes philippinarum (Manila clam)
Lineage: Eukaryota; Metazoa; Mollusca; Bivalvia; Venerida; Veneridae
Exons: 4
Coding region: 1-510 (169 amino acids)
Source: RefSeq, a predicted model, not a curated record
AUGAAUGUCAAAUCACAUCACGAAUGUGCUAAGGAAUGCAUGUUACUGGGAGCUUGUGUGUCUAUCAAUUUUAUACCAAGCAACAAAACUUGUGAAUUCAACUCAGUCGGGAGCGAGACAGCACUUUCAUCAGAUUUCAACAAAACAAAAGGAAUAAUUUUCUCUGAUAUUUCCGAAUGGCCAAAGGCCAUGGUUAGAGGAUGUGCCAACCAUCAAUGCAACAAAACUCAGCGUUGUCUACCUCUCGACUCUGACUCGUAUAAAUGCAAAAAUAUCAUUUUAGUGAUGUUUAAAAAGUUUAAAACAUUAGCAACUACAUCUUAUGCAGCGUGCAAAAUUCCACGAUACUCAGAUCAAAGAGUUGAGGAACAUGUCUCGGUCAUUGCUGGCACUGUCUUUGCUUGUCCAGAUAAUAUGUUUCUAAGUGGUGACAAGGACAUAACGUGCAAUGUGAAUGGGGAUUGGACAGAAUCAGAAGCUACUUGCCAAGGUUUGCCUGGCCAAUAUUGA